Wasmannia auropunctata (little fire ant) is the source of this 1167-nucleotide messenger RNA. RefSeq names its product lysozyme c-1-like. Lineage: Eukaryota; Metazoa; Arthropoda; Insecta; Hymenoptera; Formicidae. The transcript has 2 exons. The coding region runs from base 150 to 641 and encodes 163 amino acids. The record is from RefSeq and is a predicted model, not a curated record.
CGGCGCAUUUAUAAGACAGAGUUCCGCGUGGAUCCUCAGUGCGAUCGUUGUCAACACCUUAUUACGCCACGUUACGCUCCGGAAGAAAAAACACGAGAUCAUUAAUUUAUCUCAAAUUCGAACGGAGAGGCGGGUAGCCUCGGCGAAGAAUGGGGGGAUCGUGGGUGAUCCUGUUUGUCCUGACGGUCGUAAUCGUCCGUUCGCCGGUGGAGGGGAAGAUAUUCACGCAAUGCGACGCCGCAAAGGAGCUGGAGCGGGCUAAAAUCAGUAAGACCUUAAUCAGCAACUGGGUCUGCCUGAUGCAAAGCGAAAGUGGGAUGAACACGGCGCUGUUAACUGGUCCAAAGACAGCCUCCAGCUAUUCCCAUGGCAUCCUUCAGAUCAACAGCGCCAAAUGGUGCGUCAGGGGACGCGCAGGUGGCCUCUGCAAUAAGCGCUGCGAGGACUUCCUGAAUGACGAUAUACAGGACGACAUCGCGUGCGGCAAGAAGAUCUUCGAUCGGGACGGAUUCAAGGCUUGGGACGGCUGGAUGAAGAAGUGCAAGAGCAAACCGCUGCCGAAUCUCGCGCAUUGCACGCGGAGGAGAAGAAUGGCGACCGAGAGCGAGGCGGCCGAGAUCGAGGCUGAUCCGGUCCUGUGAUGACUAGGUGAUUGUGACGCUAUUCGACACAUUGACUGCAAUCGAUGCGGGGCUCGAAUCGAUUUUGCUCUCAAUUUCACCGCUUCCGUAAAACCGUUGCACAUAUAUAUCUUUUGUAAUCUUUCACGAAUUAUUUACUAGCUAAGCGCUUACGUAAUCGGUUCUAUCAGAUUGCAUUCCAACAGAUUGCAUAUCUGUGUUUCCAUUAAAGGAAUUCUUCUAAUUGCGCGCAUCGUACCCGACGAACGCAGUACGUUGCACAAACAAAGUUUGCGCCGGUAUGCUUUAUAAAUAUGGAUCUAAACCGAUUGGAUCGGCGCCACUUGUGACGCAAGGCUUUACGACCGUCUUAAACCCACGUUGCACGACCUGAUGACAGACGACACUACGCAAAAUGAUUUAGAAAUUCCAACUGUUAAAUCGGAAAAUCGUACGUGAUAAGAUUUAGCUGAUGUCUUCCCGAUUUCAUCUCUUUAUACUCAUGUUGCGUGUAUGGCAUUUAAGAAAAUCGUUUUUGCUUCCAAGC